GUCGAUUUGGAAAGAAAACACAAAGAUAAAUCGUUGCAAUGCAGUAUUUGAGAUAUUUUCUCGAUGUUUAUUUGUAUUAUUUUAUUUAUCGAAGAUAAGAGUAAUUUGAUUGUUCUUAUCAAACAUGCACGGGGAACGCCGUUUGAUUUGCGAAUUUUUUCUUUUGAAAAAUUAGGCAUUUUGUCUGCAUGUGGACAAACAGAGAUGGGGUAUUAAAUCAUCGGAAUACAAUUUGAGUGUUUUUUGGCAUUUUUUCCCCUCCUAUUCACUGAUGUAAAUCUAGAAAUCAGAAGCAUUGUUUAAAUAAGGGAGUAAGGUUUUUAACUUUAUAAGUAAACAGCGCGGAAACUAAUGGCAGUCUAGACAAGCUUUGAGACCUGCUCAGCAGGGCCAUUUCUCGAGUCUUAUAUUGUCUUAACUUCUGUUCAAAUGUGUACUUAUACAAGUGACAAGGGGGUCAGGGAUACAACAAACAAAACUUAGUAAAGACAAUAGAAACGACGUACAGUGGUAAUAUUCACCCAUCCUUACAAUUACUCUUGAAGAACAAGCGCUAGUAUUUUAUACAAAUAAUGAAUUAGGUCAUUUCUGUGAACACUUGUCAGUUUUACAGCUUCGCAAUCAACACGCAAAAUUCCAUACAUCAAAUCUUCACAUGGUCCGAAAUCGGACAAUCCUUUGUUCUUCGUGACUUGAAGUUAAGUCCCAGUUUCUUGUAAUUUCUUAUCUGUUGUGUACAGGUGAAGUCGUUCUGAAGGAAUGAAGCACAAAGAACUAUGAUAGCUAAUUUCGAGAAACCCAGAAAAUGAUGGAAAUAGAAACCCUUUCGUGUAUUCCUACAUCAACGUCCAUUCUUCCACUUGCAAGUGCACCAAGAAGUAGUACACCUAUCACUAAGACACCUUCAUCACCGCAAAGUAGUACGCCGCCUAGUGAAUCAACAGACGAUAGCUCACCUAAUACCAGUACAGUUGGAAUUGGUUCACCUUUGAACUUUGCUAUUGAAAGUCGUGGUAAUAACAUUCCAUUUAAUCAGCCGCCAUCUUGUAUAACAUCUCCACUGAACUGUCAUAACUUACAAGAUUUCAAAACUGCCAAAAUGAUUAUUGACGCUUCCAAUCAUAAUGAAGAUAUGGAUAUAUCAUCCGAUGCUGAUUGUACGUCUGAGAAGGAAAAGAUCGCUAUUGCUGCCAUCACAGACUUGUCCAGACAGUCUCCAAAUGGUGUCCUUAGCAACAAGCUAGAUUCCCGCUCUUUUCCUGCAGUGCCUGAAAUGAGUCCAACCACAUCUGGUGACGGUGACAAUGAUCGCACUUCUAGUCCAGCUUCCUCGGAGCCAACACAAGAAAAACAGAGAUCCCGGAGAAAACCUUCUCUGGAAGAUAUCGUCAGAAGGAUGAAGCCGACAGAUGACUGUUUUUAUACAGAUGAUGAGAGUGAAGAUGAAGAAUUGAAUGGCUCUCUGUCAAUAGAUAUGGCUAGACGAUCCGAUGAGGUCGAUGGUUCUGUUGAAGUCAGCAUGAUCCACAAUAACCCAAUAGAUCGAAAAGACAUUCCAGAAAUCACCAAAAACAUUAAUAUUGGUUCUCUUAAAAGAGAAAGUCAUGCUAAUGUCAAUGACCUUUCCGAUUCCAAAGAAAAUUUCCCAGCAUUCCCUAAUGGCAGCUUACCCCCAUCCUUUCCACUUGCUUCCAAUAUCAGCGAAACUGCUUUUUCUCCCGGAUUUAUCAACAAUAAGCAUUGGUUCAAUGGAUCUUUUAAUGGCCUUCCUAUGUUUCCCUUUCCACCCAGUCAGAUGGAUCCAUCUAUGGUGCAUAAAUUUCUUCCAUUUGACAACAAACUGGCAGCAGAAGUAGAAAAAGAUUAUUUGAAGUGUCAGUAUUGUGAGAGAACCUUCCGUCGACAGAAAAACCUGGAAAACCACAUAGAAAAUACCCACCAUGGUAAAAGUCCAGUACGACGUAAGCCUGAGAAUGGAAACUCGAACGACAUGUAUUUUAAAUGUACUCACUGUCCGUACACAACAAAGCAUCAGAGUAACUUGUAUGUUCACAUCAGAAUUCAUACAGGUGAGAGACCGUAUAUAUGUGGAGCAUGCGGAGUACAAUAUAGCCAAAGUCACAGUUUAAAGAGUCACAUUAUCAACAAACAUGAUGGUAUCAUGUCUUACUAUAUCAAAGAGAAGAGAACACGCUCCCCCCGGGGUAUGGGGUAUCUGGCAAACGCAAUGGCUGGGGAUAGCAACAUGUUCAAGCUACCCCCUCCCCUUCUACCACACGGCAUACCAGGACUACCACAUAAUUUUGAUUUGAAUAAAUCCAUGGAGAUGAUGAGAAACACAGAGCAGAUGAUCCACCAUCAUCAACAACAACAGCAACAGCAACAACAACAACAGCAACAACAUUCUCCUCAUCUCUACACCAAAUUACCCUUCAUCAACGGACACGCUUCUCCUAAUUAUGGUGAUGUUCCUGCUAACCGAAGUCCUGGCUCCUUCCAGAUGCCAGCCAAUGCUCAGAUGCCAAGUACUCCAGUACCACCAGUUCCUAGCUACCAACCCAGUAACUCCCCAGCUCCCCUCACCCCUAACAACAGUAUCAAUACCAAAAAGCAAAGCACAGGAGGAGAUGAAUGUGGAGCGAUUGAUCUGAGCAAGAAGAAUGAACCACAGGAGAAAACCAUCUCACCAAUCAAAGAAAACACAAAACACCUGAAUCUAAAUCAACACUCGAGAUGUGCCAAUUGCUUGUAUGCCCCGAAACUCAAGAUGCUUCGACUUAACGUGGUCAAGAUGCUGAGUAUACUGGUACCUAAUCUGAAUUUUGAAGAGAAGGGAAUAAGUGCUGACAGUGACUCGGUUGACGAGUUGCUACAGGAUGUUAUCGAGAGCAACACACACGAUGAAGAUGCGUGUAUGACUGACUGCUGAUCUAUAGAAUCGUCUUAAAUCUGCUUCACAACUGAUGCAGGGUUGUAAACCUAUAUUUUUCGAAUAAUUGGAUGUAUACCAAUUUAGAGUGCUCUUUUAUUAUUUUUGUGUAAACUGUCUCUAAAGAGAGUGCAUUGUUGAAUUGUUUAUGCACUUGUUACAAGAUGUAUUAUCUGUAUUAAUGGUGCAUGGGAGGUAACUCCACACAAUGGAGUGUGCAAUAGACCAUCUAUACAUGUAUAAUACCAACACACGCCACCCACGUAUAUAUAUAUAUAUAUAUAUAUACAUAUCAUAUUUUAUUGUAUUAUGUAUGUACUAUAUAUGUAUACCAUCAUGAUUCUUAUAGUACGAAGUACUGGUCACAAAUUUAUUAUUAUUAUUAUAUAUGUUAUGUGAAACACCAUCCAUUGUCAAGCUUUCUUAAUACCUUAUUACGAGAGUCGAGUAAUGAGAAAAAAGAAUUUAUUGUAAACAUGCCAAGCUACUUAGAUUUACUUGUACAGGAACAAAAUCUUAUAGAUCUGACCAUAUAACUUAAAUCUAAGUGUUUGAAUUAAUGUUGAUAAACUAGUUUGAAGGGAGGUAACUCUAUUUAAGGUAGAGAUACUUGUGAAAUAAGAUUGCUUUGCUGACAACUUCUCAUCGAACAUCAAAUCAUAUGAUAUAUAGAUAAUAUUCUUACCACCACAGAUCAAAGACAGUUAUAUUUAUUUCACAUAAAGAUCAGUUGAUCGACCCCCACCAAUCCUACCCUAAAACAGUAUUUAAGUUAUGGAAUUUGUUACUUAAGUAUAUUGAUGAAGCUAUGAUAAGUUUCGGAGGUUUGCUUUCUCCCAUUAGUAUUUUACCAGUAUUUUUCAUUGGCUUGUCCUUAUAAAAAAUGUUAGAUCUUUGUUAAUCCCUAAUCCUGUACAGGAUUAAGUUUUUUUCUAUUAUUUGUAUUAUCUUGCAAGGAUUUUGUCAUUUAUUCAUUCAUUUUAUUAAGUGAUUUAACCACACCCAUUCCACCUGGUACAGUUUACUGUUAGACUGGGAAUUAUUGAGAUAUAAAUUAAUUAAUGCAAAGUCUGUAAAGAUAAUUUUAAGAUAAAUAUGCAACUUAAGAGUAAAUUUCUUUAUUUACAAAAUACUUAAGUUAUUCACAAUAAUUUCCAGCUUCACAGUAAAUCUGUGUAUUAACUAAGUAUCAAAAAUAUCAUUUCCAUUCAUUUUCAAUAUUGUUGAUCAAAGUUUAAUUAUUGCAUUCCAGUCAUUUUAUGUAGAUGCUUAAAGCAUUCCAUUUGACCCAUUUUUUCAUUAGAUUGCAAUUCUGCAACAUUUCCAAAAGAUCAUUUUAAUUUAUACAUGAAUCAUUCUCACAUUACCUACGUUUUGUGUGUAGUAUUUGUAUCGUAUGUCUCGAAUCAUGAACAAGCCCACAUCACAAAGAGUUAUUUAGUUUGAUACAAGAACUAUUUAUAUAUUAUAUUAUUAGUAUUAAGAUCAAAAAUUUUAAAAAUAUUAUAAAUUUAGCCAAAGUCCAAAGAAAUCAACUUUAUUAUAUGUGUACUACUUAAAAGUAGGAAAACAUUUUAAAAAAAAAUAAAUAAAAAUUCUUUUUAUAUUGGUUGUGAAACGAAGUUGAAAUAUUUCACUAACGGUACGAUUAGCCUAGCAAUAUGUACGUUUAGUAUAGCAAUAUUAUAUAUUUCAUAAACAUGGCUACUGUUUAUAUGUAUAUUACUACGGUGUUUGAUCACAAUAUCAUGGCAAAUUAUGUUCCCUUCGACCCAAAAAAACAAGCAAUAAUUAUUGUUAAGCAAUUGGAGCAGCUUAUUACAACGUGCUGAUUUUGAUUUUCUUGAAUAUUUGUAAAACUGCUUUUAGAGCUGAGAUCUAUUUUUAUAUACCCAAAUCUUUUAGUCUAUUGGAUUUAUUCCUAACUUUAAUAUAAAUACGUUUGUUGUGAGUCUUCAUGAUUAUGUCUUCCUUUUGAAAAUUAUAAUAACUUGGGAGUUAGAACUACACACGGCAAAUUAUUAUUAAUUAUUAAUUAGAAAUUUAAAUAUUUAAUUAAUGAAGAUAUGGAGCCUGCUCCCGAGAAUUAUAUCUUAAACGGGGGCGGAGGAUUAAAAGCGAUAUAUAUUAAUAUGAUAUCGUCAGUUUGUAUAUAUUAUACACUUUUUAUGUGGUUGUGAAAUACUAUAAAUGAAUGAACCAGACAGCCUUUACGAUGAUAAAAUAAAUGUCCUUCUAUAUAAAUAUAAUGUUGUAUUAACUAUAUUAUGUGUACUUAAAUGUUGUUUUGUAAAGAAGAAAACAAUAUGAACUUAUAUCUAAAUAUACCAUAUAAUACGUCCAGUCCAGUCUGCGCCCCGCCCACCGUACAUAUGUAACCUGGGGCCAGACAUAGGGAGCCAUUUUUUGUUUGUCAUUAUAUAUUUUCACUAUAGGUUUCAUGACAGAACCUUGCUAGUCAAUUCAUAUUUUCACCCACUUUUCAGACGAGGGGCCACUCUUAUCAAAUUCUUUCAUCCAUCAAGCAAAACUUCUAAAUAAUAACAUCAAAAUAUUGUCUAUUUUUGCUGCCAGACUAUUGUCUGCUAAAUUUAACCAAAUAUAAAUCAUGUUAUACAUAUCAUCUUCAUGAAGUUUGAGAAGAACUGCCAAAUUAUUUUAUUCAUUUAAAUCGUAUCUUGGUCUACACAUCUUUAUGAAUCUCAAGCAUUAAACCUUUCUACAUACCGGCAAUAUUAACUGUUAUCACAUCAUAAAAUCUUAUUUAAACAGUGAAGUGAUAAUUGAUCAAUUUGACACAAACUUAAUUUUGAUAUUUGAAUCUGAAUUGUUGUAUUAUGAUCAGAUAAUUAAAAUCAAAAAUGUAUUACAUCGUAAAAUUUGCAUGCUUUUAAGUUUGAUAAUUAUAUUUGGCACUUCUUCUCAGUUGAAGAUUUUGAUUUUUGUGGCCUCUGAAAAUUAUAAAACCAUUUCAUCGUCAUCCAGCAGAUAUGUUGUUGAUUUUGUUGAAAAGAUGUCGGGUUGCAUUUUGUACCGGUGCAUCUUCCUCUGUUUUGUUAUGGUUUUUAUUAUUAUUUUGAAGUGUUUAUAAGAUAUUUUUGUUUGUUUUUGAUAUAAUUUUGAAAUCAUGGUAUGUUGCUACAAGUAUUUUUAUUUCCUAAUCCUAACCCAGAACACUGCCUUUGUAUUUUUUUUUAUAUUAUUAAGUAACGAACCAAGCCAAUGAUGUGCUACAUUCUUACUGCGCCAUGUUACAGAAAAUGCAUUUCUUAAAGCAAUACUCAAUAUUGUUAUUUUUGCAUUUGCUAGAAUUUGUUUGGAUAUUUUUAUGGAUUGAAGAAAUUCUAAAACAUACUUUGAAAAAAGUUUAGAAAUUAUUAAUGGUAUUUGUCUUACAAAAAUUUCUUUGAAAAGCCGACUUUCAAAAUACAUUCAUUAUCUUUAAAUGAUGUUUAAUGUCAGACUCCAAAAAAGUCCAUGAUUCAAAAAGAAAUGAUUUGUGUAACAAUAAUUUUGUUGAACAGGAAAUCAAGACCUAGUUAUCAUUAAAUUAAGAGGCUUGACAUAUGCAAAGAAUCAACGAGUAGGUGACAAGUUGCAGGGAAAUUGAGUUUUUGGGAAAUUUUGAAAAUAUACCCGACACUGGCAACCACUCAAAGUUGAUUUUAAACAUGUCCAUUAGGAGAUUUAUGCAAUUAUAUUCAGCCAAAAAUUGAUUAUUUUUAUUUACUGAUAUUUAGGUCUUGAUCUUGAUAAGCAUUUUCUUCUGUUUUUGUGCCAGACAAAUUUACCUGCCUUUUAUUGUGUUCAGUAUUGAAUCUAGUCCACGCCAAUUCAUUAUAUUUUGUCUACGGACGUCAUUAAUUCAUGAUUGCAUUUGAGCACCGUUCCAAUUAAUCAGGCAUGCCUUAGCUUUUGUUUUCUUCAGAGACAUUCCUGUAGCUUUUUUUGAAACUGAAUCUCCGCAUCCUUUAAGUAUUGGUUUCUGUGGUUAUUGUUAAGAUAUCAAGACAAAUAGUUUAAAGGUUACAAAUAAGGAAAUCAUGCUUCAAAGAGGAGGUAACUCAGUUUCAAACAUUUGCUAUUGAAGCAGACUGAUUUGAUUCCAUGUGUUCGUCAUUCCCUUCACUGAGUAACAAAAACUCACAGACCACUUUUAAGUUUUUAUUUUCAAUAUAUUACAAAUAUUAUUGUUAAGUUACUUAUAUUACUUAUAUUACUCCUCAUUAUUUUUAUUAAAAAAUAUAUCCAAAUAUCAUAUUUUAGAAAUCUGAUCAAAAAUAAUUAUAUGAUUGUAGAUUUUGCCAACAUUCUACUUAAAUAACAUACAUUCCACCAAUUAUGAUUAAUGCCAAAAAAAUUGUCAAUUAUUGUUGAUAAUGACGAUCUCCUACAAUUUUAUUUUAUGUUUUUCUCCGCGUUAUUUUGUUAAUGAAUAAAAGUACUUAAGUUUUUAGUGUACAUGUAUGCUACGCAGUGUAUCACUUGAAAUGCCAAUUCCGUGUUCAGUGGCAAUAAUUAUAUAGUAAUUGUACUUAGUUAAAAGGAUUACCGCCAUAUUUAAAUUAAAGAAAGUGGGAAGUCUUACUAUGGGGAUACUGCUGUUUAUAUUAUUAUAGUGUUAAAUGUAAACAAAUUAUUUUCUAGAUAUAUCAUAUAAAUAUAUUUGGCAAUAAUUACUUAGCAAAGAUGUUUUUUUUUUUAGAUAUAGAGAGUCCUCUCGUUAUUAAGAAAGUCAAAUUGUUGUAUAAUGUGAAAUCUAUGACAAAAAUUUAGCCUAGAAAGUGUGUACGAAUGUUGAAACCAUUGAGUAUUGUAUUGUCUCUGCAUGUCUGUUUUGUCUGUUUUUGUCUGUUUUUGGACAUCAUGUCAAUCCGUUAUAAAGUGAGACUGUUGUCCCGUUCAUUAUCUAGACUCGUGGUUUUGAAAUAGCCAAACUACUUAAUUCUUCAAGCUUCUGUAAUGUUUAUAUGGACACACGUGACUCGCAUCGUAUUAUAGAACAUGUUAAUGUUUAUUUUUUGCCAGGAACGAAAAAAAAAAAAUCCUCUUUUUUAAAAAGAAAAAAAAAGGAGAAUUGUUGUCUUUUUUUGGUGAACCAAAGAUAGAAUUGAGGAAUGUUUCCUUUAAUGUAUAUUUUGUCAAUAUAUAUACAAAUGUCUUCCUGAUAAGUGUGAUGUAGUCUGCGUUUUAACCCGGAUAAUCCCGAUGUUCAAAUCCUUCGGUAGAACAAAUCGUAUGCAAAGAAUUCAUGUCUCCAAUUUACCCGUUGUUUUCAUAUAUCUCUUUUUUUUUUUCCUCUUUUUUUUUUUGUUUGUUUAUUUUUGUUUGUAUAUAUACAUAGCUCCAAAAUUUGUUAGAAUUACUUGUUUUGAUUUUUUUUUAUAUUUUAGUAUAAUUAUUAUUAUUAUUAUUAUUAUUAUACCCUGUGUUGAGCUUUAUGAACAUUAUUUAAUGUUUAAUUCGGUUUAUUCAUAUCAAUAGGCAGUUAUCGUAUAAGGCACAUGUUGAUUUUGUUUUUGCCAUGUACUUAUUUAGCUGGGUUGUGAAGUCUUAUUUUAACCUAUAUUUAAUUAGGUAAAAUAACUUGUAUUUUCAAAUUUGAAGCCAAAAAUCAUAAAAAUAUUUUCUCAAAAUUAACAUAUCAAAAUCCAACUUGUGCUGAAAUCCUAUUGUUUAGAUAUCAUAAAACGUGCUAUUUUUUUAUGUUUAAUUUCAAGUUUUUCUCUCAAAGUGCUUCAACAUUAAAUGGAGAAUUGUCUAAGUUUUGUUUCUGGUAACUAGAUGUAUUUUUUUUCUCAAUGUAGUAUUUUGCUUUCUUUUUAUUCAAAAUUACCAGCUGAAUGAUUUAUGAAUCACAAAAGUUAAUUUUUCAUAAGGCAAACGACAUAUGCAAAUUGUAUAUUAUUUUGGGUUUAAGCAAAAUUUUAUGACUUUUAAGAGUAAUGUACAUAUCAGAAGGAUAUUACGAUAUCAUGCACUUUUUUUUGGUUAUUUUAUUUUUGUCUGCGUGAAUUCUGAUUCUGGCUUAUAUUAUGUGAUCGUCAGUAAAUGUGCAUAUUAAAGAGUGUGAAUGUUCAUGUGUAGCUUAGAAGCAAAUAAAGAUAUAAAAAAAAUAAAA
This is a messenger RNA of Patella vulgata (common limpet), 9050 nucleotides long. RefSeq lists its product as uncharacterized. Gene Ontology annotation, biological process: regulation of gene expression. The coding region runs from base 806 to 2929 and encodes 707 amino acids. Gene Ontology annotation, cellular component: nucleus. The record is from RefSeq and is a predicted model, not a curated record. NCBI's taxonomy places the organism in Eukaryota, Metazoa, Mollusca, Gastropoda, Patellidae. The transcript has 3 exons.